Messenger RNA from Bipolaris victoriae FI3, 1365 nucleotides. RefSeq lists its product as hypothetical. The transcript is spliced from 2 exons. Lineage: Eukaryota; Fungi; Ascomycota; Dothideomycetes; Pleosporales; Pleosporaceae. The record is from RefSeq and is a predicted model, not a curated record. Gene Ontology annotation, cellular component: nucleus. Bases 1 to 1365 code for a protein of 454 amino acids. Gene Ontology annotation, molecular function: DNA binding.
AUGAUUAUUGUCAAGGGCAAAUCAAUCCUUGAUUACUGGGCAACUGAUCUUCCUGACGAUUACUUUAUCAAUACUACAUCCUCGGGCUAUUCAACAGAUCUGACAGCUUUCCACUGGAUCCAGCACUUUGAGAAACAAACAAAGGCUCGUACGAAAGGAUUAUGGAGGCUCCUACUUCUCGACGGCCAUGGGUCUCAUGAUACGCGCGAAUUUUUAGAGUACUGUGAGCUCCAUCGUAUACUCGCAGUUGCGCUCCCCCCACAUACGACGCAUCUUUUGCAGCCACUAGAUGUGGGCUGCUUUCAGCCAUUGAAAUGGUAUCAUGGAAAGACGCUUGACUGGGCGGCGCGUACAGGCGCUAGAGAGAUCACAAAGGACGACUUUUUUGCUACUCUCGAUGAAAUAAGACGUCAGACGUUCACCUACAACACAAUACGAAGUGGCUGGCGACGUACAGGGCUAGCUCCAUGGGCUCCAGAAGUCGUCCUUGCCACCAUUAGACUUAUGGAGGUGCCCCGCGUGGAUCUACAGCCAGCAGAAGUCUACAGAGACAACGCUGGAGCUCCACAGGAUCUCCAGGACUGGAGGACUCCGCGUACGACACGCAUACUCAAUAAUCAGCUUACAGAGUUACAACAGCGUCUCUGGGAGGACUACGAUGUUGACGACGAUUUGCUCAGCGCCCUAGACACUACUUACAAAGGCGCCCUCGCAAUGGCCCAGGCUACUCAAGGACUUGCCAAAGCUCUACAACAAACAAAGGCUGCUGAGAUUGCUCGUGCAGAGCGUCGUGAGAGAGCUGUUCACAGACGUCGCCUAAACGAGGGAGGACCUUUAUACGCCAAAGACGCCAGACGAAUGGUGAUCGAAAGGGAGCAAGACGAGCUUAUGGAGAUACAAAGAAAGCUCCAAGAGCGCAAUCUUAAGUUUACAAAGCGCCUGAUUGCUGCGCUUAAGCUCUCUACAAUACGACGUCUUGGCCUCCGACAAUAUGAUAUCUCGUCAAUAAAAGAAAGUGCGCAGAGCUCCUGGUGUCUAAUUAAUAGUAGAUCUAUUGCGGAGAGGUGGCACAGAUCUAUCGUACACGAUCCGACAGGUGCUGCAUGGCUAGGGCUAGCAGCCCGACAGCCCUACGACCCAUAUACUAUAUACAUUGCCACACGCGACACGACAGCUCUUAAAGUACGUCAGCAGCAGGAGAAAGCUCAGGCGGAGGAGGUGGCUAUGUUUGAUACGCAACAGACAUCUGAGCAGGACGCUGAGAGCUCGGAGGAGAGCUCUGUUGACUAUUCAUCGCCACUGUCGCGCUUCUACAACGACGACUUACUCGACGAGCACCACUCCGAUAAGGUUAGAGACUUGUAA